Botrytis fragariae is the source of this 243-nucleotide messenger RNA. RefSeq lists its product as uncharacterized. The record is from RefSeq and is a predicted model, not a curated record. Lineage: Eukaryota; Fungi; Ascomycota; Leotiomycetes; Helotiales; Sclerotiniaceae. The transcript is spliced from 2 exons. The coding region runs from base 1 to 243 and encodes 80 amino acids.
AUGAGUCUAAGGCCAAGGAUUUCGAUACUUCAGAGUUGUCACUACAGUCCAAAGCUUCUGAGCAUCGCAGAAGUUGAAUCGUAUCAAAGAUUCUCUAUAAUAAGCUCGACUGCUGUAUUGUAUUGCUUCCGGAAUCCAGAUCACGAGAGCUCAUAUCCAGUCCGUGACUGUAAAGGAGAUACAUGCGAGAUCAAAUACCAUAUUCGACCAAGUUUGAGAUUACACCCUGGUGCUAAACAAUAA